GUUUCAUUCCCACUAAGUGAUAGUUAAUCUCUAUCGAUUUCCGGCUAUCGCUGUAUUAAUCGAUUACUUCACGAAAAUGCUGCCACUGUCACUUUUAAAAACAGCACAGAGCCAUCCCAUGUUGGUGGAGCUGAAAAAUGGUGAAACAUACAAUGGUCACCUAGUCAGUUGCGACUCAUGGAUGAAUAUUAAUCUGCGCGAUGUUAUUUGCACCUCAAAGGAUGGCGAUCGGUUUUGGCGCAUGCCGGAAUGUUAUAUCCGUGGGAGCACCAUCAAAUAUCUGCGAAUUCCUGACGAAGUAAUCGACAUGGUCAAGGAGGAUGCGCAGGCCAAGUCGAGGAAUCGCACAGAGAUGAACAAAAACCGUGGCGGCAACUCGUCGCAAAAUCAGCGCGGCGGGCGCCCUGGUGGUGGAAAUCGAAAUAAUGUCGGCAAUCGUCCUGGCCAGGGAUACGGAGGGCCUGCAAACAACGCGAUGCGCCUGGGAGGAGCUGGUGGACAAGGGAAUCGCCUGCCCCACGCUGCCAAGAAUAGGAAAUAGUUGUUUGGAUCGUAGUAAUAAAUUCUUUUCAACCAUUUCAAGUCACGUAUUUAUUAUUAAAAAGUUGACAUUUUUAUACAGUCUCGAUAAUUUCA
This is a messenger RNA of Drosophila erecta, 636 nucleotides long. Its product is annotated as U6 snRNA-associated Sm-like protein LSm4. Bases 77 to 541 code for a protein of 154 amino acids. Gene Ontology annotation, biological process: P-body assembly; nuclear-transcribed mRNA catabolic process; spliceosomal snRNP assembly. The record is from RefSeq and is a predicted model, not a curated record. The transcript is spliced from 4 exons. Lineage: Eukaryota; Metazoa; Arthropoda; Insecta; Diptera; Drosophilidae. Gene Ontology annotation, cellular component: P-body; spliceosomal tri-snRNP complex; U6 snRNP. Gene Ontology annotation, molecular function: U6 snRNA binding.